Tarenaya hassleriana is the source of this 1752-nucleotide messenger RNA. Its product is annotated as fasciclin-like arabinogalactan protein 4. The transcript has a single exon. The record is from RefSeq and is a predicted model, not a curated record. Lineage: Eukaryota; Viridiplantae; Streptophyta; Magnoliopsida; Brassicales; Cleomaceae. Gene Ontology annotation, cellular component: plasma membrane. Gene Ontology annotation, biological process: abscisic acid-activated signaling pathway; multidimensional cell growth; mucilage biosynthetic process involved in seed coat development. Bases 283 to 1530 code for a protein of 415 amino acids.
CACCAACACCCAAUCAUUCAUGAACGAACUACCGUGUCUGGAUGCGUGUGAACUUCACGCGCCCCUCUGACGCGCGUUGAGGAAUAACACAUCUCGUUAAAAUUUUAUCCGCCAAAGCCCCAUGCUUUGCCACGUCAUCACCGCAUCAUAAUCCAUCACCCAUCUCGAAACAUCUCAUCUCCACGCUCACUCUCUCUCUCUCUCACACACACGCACUGUCUCUCUAUCUCUCUCUCAAACCGCCGGCUGAGGGCUUUCUCCGGCGACGCUUCCCGGCGUAGAAUGGCCGGGAAAAUUCUGGUUUCCCGAUUUACCCUCGUCAGGGUUAUCUAUUUACUUCUCGUAUCCGCCCCCGUUUCCCUCCUCGCGAUCAACGUUACCUCCCUGCUCUCCUCCUUCCCCGACCUCUCCUCCUUCUCCGACCUCCUCUCCUCCACCGGCGUCGCGGCGGAGCUCUCCGGCCGGACCUCCCUCACCAUCCUCGCUGUCCCCAACUCCCACAUCGGUGCGUCCGUGGAUCUUACGCGCCGUCUCUCCCCCUCCUCCCUUGCGGACCUCAUCCGUUACCACGUCCUCCUCCAAUUCAUCUCCGACCAUGAUCUCCGCCGGAUCUCACCCUCUGGCUCCCUCGUCACCACUCUCUUCCAGACAACAGGUCGGGCCGGGCCCAAUUCCGGGUCCGUGAACAUCACGCGCGACCCGACCACGAAUGCCGUCACAGUUCACUCCCCUCCUUCCUCGAACGCCACCGUCUUGUCCGUACUGAAGACCCUUCCGUACAACGUCACCAUCUGGGCGGUCGAUUCGCUCCUGGUUCCGCUCGGGUUCGAUCUGAUGGCGUCGGAGAGUCGGCCUCCUCUGGGUCUCAACAUCACGAAGACCCUCAUCGAUGGUCACGACUUCAACGUGGCGGCGGCGAUGUUGGCAGCGUCGGGGGUAGUGUCGGACUUCGAAAACGACGAGCGCGGCGCCGGAAUCACGCUCUUCGUCCCGACCGACGUCGCUUUCUCCGACCUUCCUGGCGACGUGAGGCUGCAGUCACUGCCCGCCGACAAGAAGUCAGUCGUCCUGAAAUUCCACGUCCUCCACUCGUAUUACCCGCUGGGGUCGCUUGAAUCGAUCGUCAACCCGGUUCAGCCCACGCUCGCCACCGAGGAAAUGGGGGCCGGGUCGUACACUCUCAACAUCUCCCGGGUUAACGGGUUGGUCGCGAUCGAUACGGGUAUUGUCCAGGCGUUCGUUACUCAGACGGUCUUCGAUCAGAAUCCCGUCGCCAUUUUCGGCGUUUCCAAGGUUCUUUUGCCCAGAGAGAUCUUCGGGUCGGAUCCGAGUGUGAUUGCGGGGCGACCCGCGACCAACGCGGUCGCAAGUUCGGCUCCUCCCCCUGAAAUUCCGCCUCCUCCGGAGAUAUCGCCGUCGCGGUUAUCCGCUCCCCCAGGCAUGCGGGAGUAUCUCCGGUCCGGAGGUCAAAUUCCCGGCGGCGAAGGCAUUGUCCUUGUUGCUUGUAUAGGAUUGUAUCUACUGCUUUGAUUUUUUUUUUCAAAAUUAAUUUAUUUAUUUUUCCUUGGGGGAAUUCGGGAUUCAUGUUCUUUCUCCCUUUGAUUUGAUGUUCGAUUUUUCUUCCUUCAUUGCAUUGGUUACGAGAAAAUACGAAUCUCUCUGCCUUCAAGUGUUGGGUUAUAUGUUUCGUCCGACACGACACCGAUGUGUUUUUAUUACCUUUUGGUAAUUAUUGCAUUCCGUAAUUCGAAA